This is a messenger RNA of Paramuricea clavata, 399 nucleotides long. The record is from the annotation of a GenBank genome assembly. Lineage: Eukaryota; Metazoa; Cnidaria; Anthozoa; Malacalcyonacea; Plexauridae.
AUGACACAAGAUAAAGAGGUUCAGGUUCAACCUUUUAUUAAAACGUUUAAGACUGUUGGAUCCCAAAAUGAACAUUUACACAUGCAAGGAAAUACAAAAAUACACCCUGAUGACAUGAACAAAUUAUGUCAUUUAGAAGAUCACAGUUACUUCUUGGGCCCAAAUAAUAAUUCUUCAACAGAUGACAAUAAAGACACGGUGGAACCAUGUACAACACCAUGCACACCAGUGACUGAAGAACAACCGACAUUGGUUGAAUGUGAUGAUGUCCAAAGUGGGGUUAUUGUGGAACUAAAAAAACAAGGAUCUUCAAAUGAUGCAGAUAAUGACUCUCUGAGUGAUACUGGUUCUUCAUAUUGUCCUUCAGCUUCUGAUGAUGACUCUGAAACAGACGAUUAA